Molecule: messenger RNA, 6329 nt
Organism: Cheilinus undulatus (humphead wrasse)
Lineage: Eukaryota; Metazoa; Chordata; Actinopteri; Labriformes; Labridae
Gene: slc26a2
Product: solute carrier family 26 member 2
Exons: 5
Coding region: 125-2296 (723 amino acids)
Biological process (GO): transmembrane transport
Cellular component (GO): membrane
Molecular function (GO): chloride transmembrane transporter activity; oxalate transmembrane transporter activity; bicarbonate transmembrane transporter activity
Source: RefSeq, a predicted model, not a curated record
AGGCAACAGAGUCGGGUGUAAAAUGAAUUUGAAGCGGAAUGAGACCCGAUCGUCUCAACACUGGUCACCAUUACCGUUAACCAAGUAAACCACGGCUGCUUCGAGCUCAGAUAAGAGCUUGACCAUGACUCUCAGCGCUGACUUCUGCACCACGGUAGAAGAUGAAGCCGACAGCAGCCCUACGGAGCCUCUCGUUCUGGAGAGAGUGGAGAAAGAAAAGGACAAAAACUGCAAAGCCAUCCUGUCCCAUCAGCUAAAAAAAUGCUGCUCUUGCACACCAAAGAAAGUGAAAUCCAAAAUACUCGGCUUUGUCCCGAUUCUGAAGUGGCUGCCGAACUAUCAGCUCAGGGAAUGGCUGCUGGGUGACCUCAUGUCAGGACUCAUUGUUGGGAUCCUAUUGGUCCCACAGUCCAUAGCAUACUCCUUAUUGGCAAGCCAAGACCCCAUAUACGGUCUCUACACGUCGUUUUUCGCCUCCAUCAUCUACACGCUCUUGGGCACUUCUAAACACAUCUCAGUGGGGAUUUUUGGAGUUCUUUGUCUGCUUGUAGGUCAGGUGGUUGAUAGGGAAUUAGCUUUGGCAGGAUACCUCCCAAAAAGCAGCAGCAGUGUUCGUAACAACAGCGAGAUCCUGCCAGGGAAUGACAAUGUUGUGAUGGAGUGUGACAGAAGCUGCUAUGCAAUCACAGUGGGAACUACAGUCACUUUUACUGCUGGAGUUUAUCAGGUACUCAUGGGUAUUUUCCAAGUAGGCUUCGUCUCUGUCUAUCUCUCCGACUCUCUUCUCAGUGGCUUCGCUACAGGAGCCUCCCUGACCAUCCUCACCUCCCAGUUCAAGUACCUCCUGGGUCUAGAGAUCCCAAGACCCCAGGGCUGGUUUACUCUGUUUAAGACCUGGUACAGCCUAUUUACUCACCUGGGACACACCAAUAUUUGUGACCUGGUGACAAGCUUGGUGUGCUUGCUGGUACUAAUACCUACCAAGGAGCUAAACGAUCGUCUUAAAUCCAAGCUAAAGGCUCCGAUUCCCUUUGAGCUCUUUGUCGUGAUAAUUGCAACCCUGGCUUCUCAUUUUGGACACUUCAACUCUGAAUAUCUGUCAGACAUUGCUGGGGACAUCCCAACAGGCUUCCUUCCUCCUAAGGCGCCCAUGUGGUCUCUGAUCCCCAACGUGGCUGUGGACGCUUUCUCCAUAGCCAUCGUGGGGUUUGCUAUCACCGUCUCAUUGUCUGAGAUGUUUGCCAAAAAACACGGUUACACAGUGGACGCCAACCAGGAAAUGUACGCCAUUGGCUUCUGCAACAUCCUGCCGUCGUUCUUCCGCUGCUUCACCACCAGCGCUGCCCUGACGAAGACCCUCGUGAAGGAGUCCACAGGGUGCCAGACUCAGGUGUCUGGGUUGGUCACCGCCCUCGUCCUGCUGCUGGUGCUGCUGGUUAUCGCACCACUCUUCUAUUCCCUUCAAAAGUGUGUGUUGGCCGUCAUCAUUGUUGUUAACCUCCGCGGAGCGUUACGAAAAUUCACAGACGUCCCCCGCAUGUGGCGCGUGAACCGUGUGGAUACAGCCAUCUGGUUGAUCACAAUGGCCACAUCAGCACUGGUCAACACAGAGCUGGGUCUUCUCGUUGGGGUUUUGGUGUCGGCUUUCUGCAUCCUGGGUCGAACCCAGCAGGCCCAGGCCCUGCAACUUGGCCGUGCUACAACCAGAGAGCAUUAUGAAGACAUGUCGUCUUACCGUGGCCUUCGGACACAUCCUGGAGUGGUUGUUUUUAGAUACAAUGCUCCAAUUUAUUAUGCUAACCAAAACUUGUUCAAAAAAUCUCUGUACAGGAGUGUGGGGCUUGAUCCUGUGAAGGAGAAAAGCCGACGUAUAAAGUUCAGCAAGAAAAACAAAAAGAAGGAAGAGGCCAAAGGACUCCUAAAUCUGAAAUCAGAGAAGACGGCUGCAGGUAAAGAGGACAAGGCUGAAGAUGGCGCAACUGUAACUCUGAUGCUCAACAGUAAAUCCCUUAGUUUUCACAGCUUGGUGAUGGACUGCAGCACCGUCUUGUUUUUGGAUACAGCUGGAGUGAACGCUCUGAAAGAAGUGCGUAAAGAUUACGGAGAACUUGGGAUCAAAGUUGUCCUGGCUCAGUGUAAUGCCUCGGUACUUGAUGAUCUGGAAAGAGGAGGAUACUAUGAUGAAAAAGGUCCCGAUGGAGGAGAGAACAAAAGAAUAUUUUUCACCAUUGCAGAUGCUGUCCACCACGCCCAAAGCCUUUUAGCUCCAAAUGGAGAUUAUGACAACAAAUGCUAAGAAGACAAUCUUUUUAAAAAUGUUUGCAGUUCAUACCUCAGACAUUGCAGAGGAUAUGCCAGUCCCCGCUGUUAUGUGCCUUGCAAUGCUUCAGUGAAGUCUUUACAGAAUGUAAACCUGAACCCGUCCAUCAUUAAUGCAGUAGACAAUUUUGUACUUAAUGUUACAGCACAAAAGGCUUCUAAGAAAUGUCGUCAGAUAGUGCUUGUGCUUACAGUGAAACUUCAACAAGGCUAUUUCUGCACUAACCUUAAGCAACAUUUCUUUUUCUCUUUGCACAUACAAGCCAAAGUGAGAUAAUGAACAAAGACCAUCAGUCACAAUGAGGAAGGAUGUAAACUACUGAUGUAGUCACACCUUGAUGCAGUUUGAAGUUGAAAUUGUGGACACUGAAAAUUGAUUUCAAAUAUAGCAGUAGUGGUACGGUUUUGUCUAGUAGGAUGUUUUCAGAUGACAUGUCACACUGAAGAACUGCGGAUGGAGGGCAGGAAGUGGUAUCUGCCUAGAGAAGCACUUUUAAAAUGUCAGUUUUGCGAUUUAUGAUCAUGUUAGAUAUUCAAAUUGUGAUAAAGAAAAAAUUAAACAGCCUUGUAGUGCUGAAAGUAGUGACACACAAAGAGUAAAUAAAAACAAACCUCAUGGAGAAACAGGGGCAGACAUGGAUUUAAAUCCUCUGUCUAAAGUUUGGAGGAGCAGAGUCGGACAAUGCACAAUUUGGCAUGAUAUAAACCCUGAUCAUACUUGUCAUACUAGCCACUGUCAAACCAGCUUUGCCUUUGUGUUUGGAAAUCCAUCUCUCUUCACAGAUCUAUUGCCUGUUGCACCAGCUAUGUGCAGAUCCACACUAAACUCUACUUUGAAUCUAGUUAGGUUAUAACUUAAAUUGUGCUAUUAUUUGAUUGCACCACAGAGAUGUGAGGUUCAUCUUAACUUGUAGAGCAGUAAUCAUCAACCACAUUUGGACAAGGGCCAGCUAUUUUCUAUGCAGGCACUCUGGGGGCCGAACUUUCAAGUAAAAGACGUUUUUUAAAUGAAAAUUAAUAUAAUUUUGUGUGGAUAUUUUUAUUUUCUUUCAAAUGUAUGGCUCUAAUAGUGAGAUAAGCCCCUGUACUACAGCCAGCCACGAGGGGGCAAUUGAGAUAUUUUAGCAGAAUAUUUCUGUGGCUAUCGUCCAUUACUCGGUUUGAGACUUACAUACUGUGUAUUGACAUGUGAAAAACCCAAGCAGGACAAUUACACUUCAAAAACGCCUGAAACUUAAAGUUGACAUAGAAAAUGGCAGUUUUAUCAGGAAUGGACCGAUAAAUCUGUGUUUAAUAUGCAUCAUAUAACAGCUGACCGGUUGAUUUCUAAAAACAAAGAGAUGAGACAGUCAUUCCUGAUAAUACUCUUUCAGUCACAAUUGCUUUUGGUGUAAGAUCCAGCAACCUCAUUUUGUCUUCUUAUUCUUGUGUUUCUUUUUUCAGACAACUAAUUGUAGGAGAUGUUUUUUUCUUUUUACCUUGACAUGUUUUGGCUGUCAUCUGCAGUCUUCCUCAGAAGCGUCGACCGUUGUGACAUGUCCUUUUUUGCUGGUCUUCCUAGGCGUGGUCAGACUUUAUCACAGCGUUUUAAUGGCAAUACAAAGUUAUUUUUUAAUUGAAUUUGAUGUCCUGGGGGCCAGAUGGGAAGAUGUGGGGAGCCUGCUGUGGCCCCCAGGCCGCCAGUUGAUGACCAUUGUAGUAGAGCUUUAUAUCCAAACAAACCAAAAUAUUGUCUAUAACGUUUUCACUUAAUUCAACCAAUCAAUCAAAAGCAUUUUUUAACUUAGUGUUAGUUAUAGCACUGCCUCUCGUGUCUAAUUGACUCUAAACAGGCUAAUGGCUAAAAAUAAAAGCCUACAGCCUAAACUUAGAGCCAGUAUAAAGAAACAACACUGAUACUGAGUGGUAAAAUCACUAAUAACACUAGAUAAUUCAACAGUGGUCGGUGGAAUUUACGCUCAGGGAAAACAACCUUGUUACUGAUGAUGGUGCUAUACUGUCUCUAAGAACUAUUUUAUGACAGCCAUACUUUACAGAGGACUUUACACCUAGUAGGAGGUAGAUGUAGGAUUUAAGUUCUAACUCAAACCUAAGUUUAAACAGUAUAAUAGAGCACAAACCCCGUCAUAAGACUUUGCGUUCAAACUAGGCUACGCUUGUACUUUUGCACAGCUGGUGCAACCCAUAGCUGGAUUAUUUGGCUCAGCUCAGUUAUAAGAGCUGCUUUAUUGACUCACAAACAGUUCUCAUUUGGCACUAGACGAAGAAGAAAGGACACUGGCUCUGAAACGGGAGCCCACGCCUGUUCAACCAGCUCAUUUGCUUGCCCAAUAGUUCAUCACAAUCUUUAUUAAAAGUAUGCUGAUAAUAAAAUGAGGGUGAAAGGCUGUUAAAGGGGUAAAGCUGGCCUUUUGGCUCAGUACAUGCCUCCUCAAGACUGAUGUCUCCCUUUAUCUGACUAAAUGUGUAGUAGUUCAUUGUUGUUGUGAUAUGAUUGCCAGGUUGUAAAAAUCAUUUUUAUUUUAAGAGUAGGGAUCAUAACCAACGAAUGUCAACAUUUGCUGAUGCUACUUCAGCGUGCAGCUCCACAGAGAGCUUUAACGUACUAACUCAUCAUUAGGUGAUCUUCACUUCCUGCCCCCCCAUCUAACUUUAUUGCAUCAUUGAGGUCAUGUGACUGUAAACAAUCUUUUGUUGGCCCUCUGAUUGGUCUGCUGAUCCACCAAUCAGAGAGCCCUCAGUCAAAGUGGCAGUUGGUCAGUUUUAAAGAUACUGUAUAGCUUAAUCACUGUAUGUGUCGCAUUUUUAGUCCUCUUAUUUCAAAAAAAGGUCCAUGUUUCUCUAAUGCAUCUCUUGUUCAUUCAUUUAAAUCCUGGGAAAAAGUGCAUUAUAAGGUUUACUGUAAAUGCCAUUGCUUGCGUCUGGUGUGAGUCAGGAAACCUGCAAAGAAUGAGAACCAAAAAAGAAAAACAGAAAGAAGAACCAAAUGAACUUAUAGUUUAGUUUCUGAUUUGAAUGUUGUCAAUCGAUUGUUGGUUUUUUGUCAGCUGGAGUUGUGUAGCAAAAUGCUGUGCAUAAAUGUUUUGCAGCAAAUGGCCAGAUUGCCUACAAAGAAAUGUACUACAACUAUAUGUUUCUAUCUGUAGCUGAAAUGCUGUUAUCACUGAUACCAAUGCUAAUUAAUGACGGUAUAGUUUAUUACUGCCAGUGGGAAAGACUUGGUCAUGUUUACAAAGCCAUAAAGCAGUAAAGUUCAGUGACUGAUUGUUUGAAAUAUAUGAUGUAGAUUGUAAAGUAGGUUAAACGCUUGGCACAAUCAAACAAUAUAGAAUUUGUGUUUUGAAGCCUUUAUGUAUGCAAACAGUUGCCUUAGUAGGGACUGUACAGUACAAAUACUGUAUAUAUGCAGUGAAUGUCUUUAUAUCAUUUCAUAUGAUAAACUUUUAAUUGUCAAUCUUAUGGAUUUUAAAUUCCUUCAAAGAGCACAACCAGCUUAUGAUGCACAGCCCUCUGUUUUGUGUGUUUUAAGUCAUUUAUUUGAGAGGAAUAAAAGGUCAUGUGUUUAUGGAAAUAGAUCUCCAUGGGUCCUUCAACAAUGUUGUGGCGUUUCACAAACUGGUAUGAACUCUGUAUCACUUUAAGUGCUCUUAUAAACUUUGUCCUCAGUCGCUGUUUACUGAAGGAGGCAGCAUUACUGACGUAGCUUUAACCUCUGUCCUAUUAGCUCAGUAAAUAUAUAGGUGAUGAAUGGUUGGGAGGUUUAUGUUUGUUAAAACAUCUCUGUAGUGAAUGCCAUUUUGGAUUGACAUGAAAAACCAGAUUGACCUGGUUUGUCUUCUGUUUGAUGUUGAAUUAUGUCUGUCAAUCUUUAUUCUUUGUGUGUUUGUUAAUCUACUGGCUGGUUUAUUGUUAUUUUUUUUAUAUACUGAAUACACUGCAAUGUACCGUGAAAUCUGGAAUACAAAAAGCCCAAUUCAAAAAAGUUGGGACGUUGUGUUAAAUGUUAAUAA